Molecule: messenger RNA, 4521 nt
Organism: Nematolebias whitei (Rio pearlfish)
Lineage: Eukaryota; Metazoa; Chordata; Actinopteri; Cyprinodontiformes; Rivulidae
Gene: adgra2
Product: adhesion G protein-coupled receptor A2
Exons: 19
Coding region: 38-4144 (1368 amino acids)
Biological process (GO): cell surface receptor signaling pathway; sprouting angiogenesis; positive regulation of canonical Wnt signaling pathway
Cellular component (GO): plasma membrane; Wnt signalosome
Molecular function (GO): G protein-coupled receptor activity; protein binding
Source: RefSeq, a predicted model, not a curated record
GGGUGGCGCAGCUAAGGUGAAAACCAGGCGAAGGACGAUGUUUGCGCCCGGCGCGGGCAUCUCUCUGCCGCCGGGGCGUCUGGUGCUGAUGCUGCUCCUGCUGUCCGCCUCCCACACGAGACCGUCCCAGGCCUGCCCCGGCCUCCUGGCCUCCACCAGCGGCUGCAGCUGCUCGGAGGAGCGCGCCAAGGCGCACGGCGUUCAGUUGGUGGGGAAAAGGAUCAGCUGCAGCAAAGAAGAGCUGCUUGAACUUCCGGAUGCCAGCUUGUUCCCCAACAGAACCGUCACUCUGAUACUGAGCCAUAACAAAAUCCGUGUUCUUAAAAAUGCAUCCUUCCUUGGACUCAACUCUCUGGAGAAGCUGGAUCUUAAGCACAACCUCAUCAGCACCAUCAUGCCCGGAGCUUUCCAAGGCCUGCCUGAGCUUCGGAAACUCGACCUCUCCAACAACCGCAUCGGCUGUCUGACGGCAGACAUGUUCCAGGGGCUCACCAAUCUCACCAAGCUGAACCUCUCUGGUAACAUCAUAUCCACCCUGGAACCAGGAGUUUUUGAGGAGCUGCCGUCUCUCAAACUAGUGAACUUCAACUCAGACGUUCUGUCCUGUGACUGUGGGCUGCGCUGGGUGUCGAGCUUCUUUCGCAGCAGUUCAGCACGUUUGGGAGAUGAAACCUUGUGUGCCUAUCCCAGGAGCCUGAGGGGGAAGCCCCUGCGCGCCCUGAGGGAGAGCCAGCUAAGCUGUGACGGUCCAGUGGAGCUGCACACCCUGUCCCUGCUGCCGUCCCAGCGUCAGGUGGUCUUCAGCGGUGACCGACUGCCUUUCCACUGCACUGCUUCUUUAGUGGACAAGACCACCAGCUUACACUGGCGACACAAUGGGCAAAUGGUGACCUCUGACCCUGGAGCUGGAGUUCAACUGGAGAACAGUGUGGUGCAUGACUGCACCUUCAUCACCAGUGAACUCAUCUUAUUCAACGUCCAUGUGGAGGCCAGCGGUGAGUGGGAGUGUGUGGUCACCACUGGGCGGGGCAACAUCUCUCGCUCCGUGGAAAUAGUAGUUCUGGAGAACAGCGCUACCUUCUGUCCAGAAGAUAAAGUCAUCAACAACCGAGGAGAGUUCAGGUGGCCUAGAACUCUGGCAGGCAUCACCUCUCAUCAGUACUGCCUACAGCUGCGUUACCCCUCCCUGACUAUGGAAGGGGAAACGGAGCAGAAAAAGGCCUCUCGACACUGUGACCGCUCUGGAAAGUGGCAGGAAGGUGACUACUCAGACUGUCACUACACCAACGGAAUCACUCGUGUCCUGCAUACCUUCAUUCUGAGACCCAUCAAUGCGUCCAAUGCUGUCACAGUGGCCGACAAGGUGCGAUCAUACACCCUGGAGACCACAGGUUUCACUGACUCUGUAGAUGUGCUGUAUGUGGCGCAGAUCAUGGAAAAGUUGAUGGAAUAUGUCCGGCAACUGCGAGAGUUGUCGGAGAUGAUGGUUGAGAUGGGCAGUAACCUGAUGGAGGUGGAUGACCAGAUCCUUGCUGUUGCACAGAGAGAAAAGAGAGCGUGUAGCUCCAUCGUCUACUCUCUGGAGACGCUGGCCUGGCCUCAGCUGCAUAGUCACGCCCAAGACUUCUCCAUGGCGUCUAAGAACAUUGUGAUGGAGGCCCACCUAAUUCGAACAGCUCACUUCACCGGUAUGACCUGCACCGCAUAUCAUCGUCGUGAGGUUUCGGUGGAUCGGCCGGGAGUGGAGAUGUUAGAAUCUGUCAAUGAACAACAACUUUAUUUCCGCUGCAGCACCGGCUCCCAUAACACCUCCCUCAACAACUUUUCCCUGAAGAACUCUGUUGCUCUGGCCUCAGUCACUCUUCCAGCGACUCUGUUUCCUCCUGACGCUGCUGCCGACUGUAAGCUGCAGUUUGUAGCUUUCCGAACGGGAAGCUUUUUUCCUCUGUUGCCAAACUCGAGCAACUCAUUUGAGCACUCCCACAAACGAAGCGUCAACACUCCUGUCAUCUUUGCAGGCCUCGAUGGGUGUAGUAUGUGGAACUACUCUGAGCCCAUCUGGGUGUCCCUGCGUCACCUGUCCCCUGGUACGGACGCCUUGGCAGCCCAGUGGAGCCUGAGGGGCCCGGAGAAGCAUGGAGCCUGGAGUCAGGAGGGCUGUCAGCUUGUCCACAGUGACAGCAGCACCUCCACAAUGCGCUGCUCUGUCCUCAGCAACUACGCCGUUCUGCAGGAAGUGCCAGAUUUCCUCAACUCGGGCUCGAUCCCUGUGAGAGUGCUCCAUCCUGUGGUCUACGCCUGCACUGCAGCACUCCUGCUCUGCCUCUUCACCAUCAUCAUCACUCACAUCCUACAUCACAGUUCGAUUCACAUAUCAAGAAAAUGUUGGCACACCUUGUUGAAUACCUGCUUCCACAUCGCCAUGACAACAGCAAUUUAUGCAGGAGGCAUAAGCUUGGCCAGCUACCCUCUAGUCUGCCAAGCAGUGGGCAUUGCUCUGCACUACUCCUCGCUGUCGGCACUUCUGUGGAUCGGAGUCAGUGCCAGGGUCAUCUACAAAGAGGCUGUGUGGAGAAUGCCUCGACAGACAGAGGGAGAGUCUCCUGUUCCACCCACUCAGCGACCUAUGCUCAGGUUUUAUUUAAUAGCUGAUGGAGUUCCUCUUAUCAUUUGUGGAAUCACUGCAGCUGUCAAUGUGACCAACUAUGGAGACAACGGUCCUUACUGCUGGCUGGUCUGGUGCUCCAGUCCUGGGUCUUUCUUUGUCCCUGCUGGUUUAGUGGUGCUGGUGACCUGGAUUUAUUUCCUGUGCACUGUGUUUCGCCUGAGGCAUCGCGUGACCAAAGAAUGCACAGGAACCAGCUUGUCCUCUCCUGGGACUGAGGCCCGUCCUGCAUUGGCAGGAAGCACCAGCCUGCUCUCCACUGACUCAGUCGGGGGACCUGUAACCCCAGUUGCGCCUCCAGAGGAUCAGUAUUCUCUGAAGACACAAUUCUCUGUUCUGGUAGCCACCCACUUCCUGUUUGUGGCUCUGUGGUGUUGUGGGGCCGUGGCAGUGUGGCUAACAGGCCACACUAGCUUGUUGUUCAGCUGUCUCUAUGGUGUAGUUGCCACAGUUGUAGGGGUGUUUCUAGUGGUGCACCACUGUUUCCGUCGUCUUGAUGUGCAGGCGUCAUGGCUGGCUUGUUGCCCAGGCUAUCGCCGCUCCCAUCCAGUGUCUACCUACGCACACACCUGCACUACGGGAAGUGGAGUGCACACCUCUGAACAGGGAUCUCAGCUCUACAUUAGCUGCCACCCCCCCAUUGACUCGCACAACUCCUCAUCGGCCAGGUCAUCAUCCACACCGAGUGGGAUCAGCAGUGUUGGACCUGGGCCUUGCAAACUCACCAACUUGUUGCAGGUGGCACAGGACAAUCCAAGCAACACCUCACGUGCCCCUACAGGCAACAACACAAGCACCAGCACUGACAACAUCACCAAACCUACAAAUAAUAUUCCGCCUAUUAUUAACUCUUCAGCCCCAGUGCAUCCCCAGAGAAGAAAAAUAAGUAGCAGAACUAAACAAGGGAACGGUCAGUAUUAUCAUCGGGGUGAGGGCAGAGGCCACUAUCGUCUCAAAGCUUUGAGGACUGCUGGAGGCGGCGGCAGUCUUGGAGCUUUAGGGCCCACAGGCUCAGAGAACCUCUAUUCAUCAAAUGCUGUUUUCAAGCAAGCCACGAGUGAGAAUGACAGCAUCCACCAUAGCCUCUCAGAGAACCAUGCCAGUCUGUUGACAAAUGGGAAGCGCGUGGGGGAGUCCGCAGCCACCAGCCCCUCUGAGGGGAGUGAUGGGGGCAGCAGCGGGAGCCGCAAACCCUUCCCUCUGCCUCCUUCUGCUGCAAGCAGAGUGGCCAUGCACUGUGCUCAGAGACGAUGCUCCAGCAGAGACAACUUGAAAAUGGCAGCAUCUGCAGAGCAAGAGACAAAGCGCUGCUCCUAUCCUUUGAACAGUGUCACCACCACUGUGCCAGGGGCCGCUGCCCCAAACGGCACCCUGAAAACCUCUGUGCUCGAGCUGGACCAGGACAUGAGCAGCACAGACCAAUCCCAAAGCUCUGUUGGAAUGAAGACUGGUUUGUGGAAAAGUGAAACCACAGUGUAAGCUACAGAUGAAUAUCUAUGCAUGACCUUAAUGAAAUAAAAGGACUGGUUUGUGUUUUAAUGGUCUCUUAAUAAUUGUGUAAUUUAAGAUAUAAUGUCAUGAAGGCAUCCAGGACCCUAAACUGGUACACUUGCCUCUGUUGUGCUGUAAGUUUGCUGUGAAGUAAUUUUGCCAUUUUCAAUCAGAUAUGCAUUUAUUUUAAUCACUUUACAAAGUAAUGUACCAAACAUUUUUGAGGUUGGCAUAUAAUGAUGCAUUUGGGUGUCUAAUGAAAGCUUUAUUGUUUUAGCUGUAAUUUGUCUAUGCGUAUCAACUAUAGCAUGAAAUGGAACGUAAGAUCCAUUUGCAAAAUACAGCUUUACGUAUUUAACCUGAGG